Molecule: messenger RNA, 1441 nt
Organism: Nicotiana attenuata
Lineage: Eukaryota; Viridiplantae; Streptophyta; Magnoliopsida; Solanales; Solanaceae
Product: THO complex subunit 7A-like
Exons: 3
Coding region: 182-910 (242 amino acids)
Biological process (GO): mRNA export from nucleus; mRNA processing
Cellular component (GO): THO complex part of transcription export complex
Source: RefSeq, a predicted model, not a curated record
GAUUUUUACUACAUUUUGACGUACUGUAUUAAACAACAGAAACCCAACAUUCCCCAACCCUAAGUCGUCAGCGCUCUUGAGAAGAAGAACGGGGCUUCGACGGCGACGGCGACGGCGACGGCGACGGUGAUAUUUGUUCGGGCAUUUACUUCAUAUUUUGAGGAUAGAAAAAUCAAAACAAAUGUUGAUAAAAGGUAGAAAAAUUGCUGGGAAGGGGGAGACAGUGGCAUCACAUUAUGCAUUUGGACAACUUGAAGACGAGAUAAUAAUUAAGCAUAGACUUCUGACUCGGACAACCACCACUAGAGGUGAACCGCCACUGAAGAAACUCCAAAAGAAGUUUACUACUUUUGCCUCGGAGAUAGAGAAGGAAGCUGAUAACUACGGAGAUUGUGAAAGACUUGCUAAAGCAUUCUUGCAAGAGCUAUAUACGUUUGAGAUUCCGCUCCUAAAGAGCAAAACAGUAAUAGAUGCGAAUGUUAGAGAAAAGGAGAAUUUCAACGACCUGAAAGGUGAAAUCAACGUGCAGAUUUUACAGGCUCAGGCUGAUAUAGAAGAUCUCAAGAGGCAACUUGAAGAAAGCAAGGUUGAAAGGAAGCAUAAAGAAGAGGGUGAGGUGAUCAGGAAGUUGAUUGCUUUGCAACCUCCAAGAUCAGAAACUCAGAAGGUUUUAACAGAGCUUGAGAAAGAGAUAGCUGCGUUGGAAGCAGAGAAUACUGCUAAUUCAAGGACAUUGGACCUUCGUAAAAAGCAGUUUGCUCUUUUAUUGCAUGUGGUUGAUGAGUUGCAGAACACAAUAGAGGAAGAGCAGAGGAGUUUGAUCGAAGAGAUGAGGAAUGUAGUUGAUGAUCAUAACAAGAGUGGAGUGGAGGAUGCUACUGUCGGUCCUGAAGCAAUGGCUGUGGAUUAGCUAGUGAAUCCCUACCUUUUGUGUGCUUGGUUUACUCUUACGUAAGAUGAGGACUGAGGGUCGUGAAUUCAUGGUGUUUAUAUGAUGUUUCUGAAAAUACUGUAAGACAUCAAUCUCACCUAAGUAUCUUAAUAAGAGAAAGAGAGUGUUGGUAUUCAGGUCCUGUAGUGCUGCUAGAUUUUGCCAGGUUCACGUCUUACUGCAACAUGUGUAGGAUUUUCAUCUCAGCAUUCAUAUGAAAUGCUAAGCUACUUAGGUUGCCUAGCAUUUGCUUCAUUAACAGUCUCUUAUAUUGUGCUUCCAGGUUAUAUUUGGAUUGUCCAGAAAGCUUAAUUUCCCUUAAGAUUGCUCAGGGUUGACAACUGCUAUGGGAGCUCAAUUUUGGGAUGUAUAACAUUAAGUGAAAUGGGUUUGGUCAUUGUUGUUUAGUAUUCUGUACAUUUUGUACACAUCUUGUACAAUAUCACAUUAUGGUUAGCUGCUGCUUUAUAUGUACAUUGUCUUCUUUGUAUCAGAUGCCAAGUUUGGAGA